Molecule: messenger RNA, 5048 nt
Organism: Austrofundulus limnaeus
Lineage: Eukaryota; Metazoa; Chordata; Actinopteri; Cyprinodontiformes; Rivulidae
Product: KIAA0825 ortholog
Exons: 23
Coding region: 377-4321 (1314 amino acids)
Source: RefSeq, a predicted model, not a curated record
UGUUGUUAUGGACGCUCUGUACCCGUGCAGCAAAGAAAAACAACACUACAUUCACCGCGACUGAAUAUGGGAACACCAUUUUUAUUCAUUACAUGUAAAAAUGAUCAAGAUUUGUACCAGGAAAAAAAAAACUUUUGGAUCGACACAGCUGUUUGUUGCUCCGUGCACUGUUUUGUUAAACAGCAGCGACAGAUACACUCACAGUAAUGAAAAAAUGGACACUUUUUGCGGCAUGUUGGAUAUCUUGCCUUUUUCUCGUUUUGCUUUAGCUAUCGCUGCUGAACGCAGAGAGACUGCGAGUGAUGUUAACUUCAUUUCCGAAGACUGCUUUGGACUGACUCGGAACUGAUUAACAGGAAGCCUAUAAAAGGGCAACAUGGAAUGGCCCGAGGAUUUUCCGGAGGACCAUGCCUUCGUGGAGCUUCUGGUUCCGGGGGUUUCCAGUGAUCUGGACUUUGAACAGUUUCUUAAGGACACAGAGGAGAAACUCAAUCAAAAUUCCAGCAGUAUUGAACAACAGCUGAAGGAUCUCCAGUUCAAAUCGGGGGAGUCUAGAACAGAAUAUCGUCCUCCAAGUCCCACAGAGGUUGUACGGUGGUUGAACAUCAGAGCACAGAACAAUAAGAAACCUGUGACCACCGGACACCAGGACCUUUUAAACUUCUUCAGAGCUCUGCAUCAGUACCUUCGGUCAGAUGAAGAGGCAAAAGAAGAGGUGACACUUGAGCUACUGAUGAACCUGUCCGCCCAGUGUGGCCUCUGCUUUCCCUGUACAUCCUCUUCAGCUUCCUCUCUUCAUCCUCAAACAUCCAGCUCCUCUGUCCACAUGUUACAUACAGUCAGAGAUGACUCCUCCUUAGAGAUUCAGGAGGUAUGGGACGUUGUGUGUCUCCAGCUGCGGCGCUACCUGAAGGGCCGGCUGUCACUCCACAGCCCAGAACAGUCCGGAGCCCAACAAAUUUCCACUCUAGCUAUUCCGGAACGGGUCCACUGUCUUCAACAGUUGUCUUUUCUUUAUCCUGAGUGUGACGUUCUCACAGAUUACCAGGCCUUAAAAUGCAAGUACGUGGUGAGUGUUCUCCACUCAUGCUUGUCCUCCAGCCCAGGCGGUGAGACUGGCUUUGACAGAGUGGCGGCAGGUUUCUGCACCGCGGUCCCACAUCUGACCCAAGCCCUCCGAGAAGACCUUCAGGUCCUUUCAAGUUUAACAGAGCCACACACACUCCUAGGUUUUCUGAAUGUGGCUUACUUUGGUACCAUGGCCCAAGAACUGGCAUUGCAGAUGGAGAGAGAGUUUGAAACAGCGAAGCGGGACAACACUGUUUGCGGCAAGAUCAAAAAAUAUUCAGCCAGAUCUCGAGCAUCUGUAGCACCAAUGGAGCUUCCCCUGCAAGGUAGGAGCUUCAAUUUGACCUCCCACCAGCUGAGGGCGUUAAACCAGCUGGGUUGUAUCCUGCUGAGGUUUGAAGGUGAUGCAAAGGAACUCGUUACUAACAUGUCCUUUAUAAAGUGUACAGAGGAUGCUCCUCGUAUAAAAGGCAUCUUGAAAAAGAGUAAAGAGGAUUCAAACAUGAAAACAGAUGACAAGAAACCCACCUCAGGCAGACGUCACACUUUACAGGAACAGAGUCUAGAGUUUAACUGGAGGUCGGCGUUUAGUGACCUGGUCCCCCACAUGGAGCAUUGUGUCAAAGUGGUGCUGGAUGAAGCUUGUGCCAAGAACCUACAGCAAGAAGAGGCCUUACAUUCUUCUGGACACACCGCAGUCAGCCUGAGUCCCAUCACUGAGUUUUCUGUCAACAAACAUCUUAAAGAAGACUCCUUAUGUAACUUCUCAGAGAGAGAGUCUCCCAAAAUGAUAGCCAAGUUCUGUGGAGCAAUUCUGAAUGAGCUCGAAGCCUUACUACCCCUGGCAGUAGCCUGCAGGAACAGCUCCCUCCUGGGGGUGCGAUCAAGUUUUGUGGAGGCUUGUGGCAGAGCAGGGUUUGCCAUGUUGGGCCGAUUGCAAGCGAGGGCCCUGGAGGUACCAUCCUCUGCACCCCUGAAAAACUUGCCUGCUCUGCUUUCUACUUGCAUUUAUGUACACCAGCGACUGAAGUAUUACAACGUCAGGCUGAAGGAGUCGGAUGAAAGUUCAGCUAAAAUACCCCUGACUCUACUGCCCCUCCAAAAGUACCAAGAAACAGUUGAGGCCUUAAGAGACCAACUGAGUAGCUAUUGUGUCCAGGUUUGCGUCACCUGCAUUCUCCAGGAUGCAGAGAGUCAUGACUGGACUGACCCCAAACCCUUCUAUGAGGGAGAGCGGUGUUCCUUCUCACUGCAGAUGUGGUUUUACUUCCUGUGUGGGCUCCGUGGUGACCUGUGGGCAGUCCUUCCUGCAGAGUUGGCCAAGGAUGUGCUUGGACAGGUGCUGACAGAGACUUUACAGCUGCUGGUGCAAAGAUAUGCCAGGGUCUGUGCCUCGUACAAGAGACACCUGCAAAUCAGGUUCGACAUCACAUCAGUGCUGCUUUACGUGGAGCACCUUCUGUGGAGUGUGUGUGACAGUCCUGAGGCCUUGAUGCUGGUCAACCCAUCUUCAGAGAUUGCCAUUAUAGCUGGCAUAUCUGACUGGCCAUAUCAAAUCCACAGUUUGUGUGACCAACUCCUGACCAUCCUCAUAUUUGUCACAGCACCGUUGUCUUUACUGUAUAGGACAUUUAUGAUUAACACUUCGAAGAAGUCUACAUCACAGCAGCCUGAGCACCCCGUUGUACGCUGGUUAAAUGCCAUUAACUCUGACCUCUACACAGAACAGGCCAUACGUGAUGGCCUGAUGAGUGAGGCAGCCUUGGCAUGCCAGUUGAGACUGCUGACCUCUGACCCAGGAUACAGCCCCAAGUUGCUGCUGCGAAUGUUGCUGCAUGGAGACUGCCACCUGCCUAGAAUACUCCUGGAAAAUUCUUAUUUUUGCCAGGAGAGCGGCUUAGAAAUGUGCAGAGAGAAUUGCAUGGCAGGAGAUGACUUCAUAGUUGCUUUGUUCAACCUCUUCUCCUGGUUGAAUAAUGUUCCCAAGGCUUUGACUCAGGCCCUACAGCCAUACCUGGAGAGGGCACACAUUUGGAAACAUCUCUACGCACUGGCAGACACAACACAGACGGUACCAGUGGUGGUCAAGUGUGUCAGAGAAGUGGUAACAAAGUCAACCAAUAGCAUUUUGGUUCACCUGGUGUCCAUGGUGCUCAGUUGGCAGGCCACAGAUGAGUCCAAAGGAACCCUGUUCAAAGAAAGUGUGCCAGAAAGCAUCAUGGCUAAAAUACCCAAGGACUGGGAUGUUAAAAUACUCGAAGGAAGGGGAAAAGACACUGUCAGUGGGAGUACCAUAUCUUUUGCAAUCCAAGGACUGUCUUUUGUUUUCACCAACCUGCCUUCGGUUGUAGCAUCCUUGCCUCUCUCCAUUCGCUUUCUUUUUCAAGUGGCAGAAAAGCACCUCUCUCAGCAUUCCCGGCAGCUGCGCUCAGUGGGCCUGUUGCUCUGGGCCCUGCUGGGCUGCUUGAUUCAGGGCCUGGAGGAAACAAACACUCUUGAGCAGAUCAGUGGUCUGACUCUGGAUGGUGGGGCAAAGGAUGGCCUCCAUCUGCUUGCGGAGUGUCUACAGGCUGCAUUGAGCAUUCAGCAAAAGGGUGUUCCCAAACUUACGGUACACAUAGUUCUUCAGGCUCUAGAAGAAAAAAGACCCAAGUGGAUGAACAUGCAGCUGCAAAAGGCUCGCAAGCUCUGCACAGACAGCAUAUUUGAGCAAGGAGUGGAGAGAGAAGUUGCUGCAGCUGAACUGACUGAGCAGAAAAUAGGCCUGAUUCUGCUGGAGGUGUGCCACAAAGCAGGUGGCAGCCAGUACCUGAGGCAGAUCUAUCACAUCAUCCAAGGCAAUGAGGAACUCUUGAUGUCUAAACUGAAUGAACAUACCGACCCUCUGAAGGAAUCCAGUCUUUUGGUGAAUUUUAAUGUUGGUCCAGAGAAUCCUGCUCACAUUGUCCGUUUCAACCCACUUCUUCAAUUUGACCAUGUUGGCAAGAAGAAGCUGGAUCAGAGUGCCGUGGUUGAGUGGACCUGGGACUGGCCGAGGCUGCUGCCAGCCUAUGAGGGCGUGAGUCAGGUCACCUUCAGGAGUCUGAUGGCCAACAGGUGGGAUAUGCAGGAAAACGCGGAGCUGGAGGAUGGAGAGAAAACAAUGGUGGAAGAACUUAAGAAAGCAUUUUUCGUUUGCUGCUGCAACAAGGAAGCACAAGGUCCUUCAGAAACUGAUGAGACACCAGCAAAGCAGACCCAGGGGGAAACAUAACCAUCUGAUAAACGUACCCAAUAACAGUCCACACUGUUGGAACUUCUAUUAUGAUGAGUUUUUUUUAUUAUUAUUAUUAACAGAACUCUGAAGUUCUUAUACUUAUGUGCGCACACAUUUGCACAUUUAUUGCCAUAAUUUGGCCUGGACAUGUACAGAAUGCUGCAAAUUUGCAUGUGUGUGCAUAACAACAUAGAAGAGGAUAAGAAACAACAACAACAAAAGUGUGAGAGUCGGUGCCUUCUUCGUUUCUGCACACACCUGAGACAAACCCUCUGAGCCGUUCCAUGCUGCAUCAAAUCCUUUUUUUUUUCUUUUUUAUCUUUUUGGAGCACAUCUGCAGAAAUCAGUAGUGGGAAAUGGAGAGCAGGGAUUUGUUUGUCUGGGACAAGACUGUGUGAUCAUUGUAGGUAGCUGAUGUAUUUUUUUUCCAAGACAAUAGGUGUAAAGACAGUGGUGUCAGCAGACUUUUUUUCUGUUUCUGAAAGAAAACAUCAAAUAUAAUGUUUUGGAAGCACGGGGACACCUGUUUUGAUUUAUAUGUGUCACAAAAAUCUGUCCCACAUUGAAAUCUCAGUCAGCAUUUAAAGCAAGCAAAGGGAUUGGAUGAAAUGAUAUAACAAGAUUUAUUUUUUUAAAUGGCUUUGAAUAUUUACUAAAUAUGACAUGUAUUAUAAAUGAAAUGUUUAGCAUUAAAUGUGAAAAUAUAACAAUGGAUGUAUUUCAA